GGAAGAACAAUAACAGUUGGGCUUUUUCCAGAUAAGGCUUCACCUUUUAACAAUCAAAUUCUACAUAUUGGGCCUACGAAGAGGUUCAUAAGAUUUGAAUAGACAAUUAGAAAAACAGCAAUUAUGUGACAAAUAGUGUUUUAUUCUAAUUUUGGAUGACUAUCGGUGAAAUUUUAAUUUUAAUCAUCAUAUAACAAAACAAAAUUCCAAAACUUCAAAUUCUAAAAUCAAAAUUUUUAAAAUACCAUACAAUUUCUUUUUUUUUAAACAAUUGUAUGUUUUGUAUUGACAAAAUUAGUUUUAUUGAUUAGCAAAAAAUUCGUUUAAGACCUUAAAUUUGUCCUUUGUUAAUUGUUAUACCAAAUUUUAGCGUAAAGACAAUCUCUUGAAGGAGAAAAGGAAAACAAUCUCUCUUUCUGUGACCUUUCGCAACUUGUCAAAGCACCACGACCUUCUCUCUACGGAGUUGAGAUCAAUCCCCCCAAAUCUCGGUGUGGUUCCUCUAGGGUUUUUGAUCGGAAUCGGAAUCGAUAAUCUAACCGGCAUGAGGCCAAUCCUAUUGCCGGAUCCACCCAGUCUAUCUACCGGCGUCCCUGAUAUUUUCGAACAAGGCGGUUCCCAUAACGUCGUCAGACGCGCCGUCGUCAUCGGAAACGGUUUCCCUGGCUCCGAGAAUCAGUGUAUCGGUCUCGUUCGUGCGCUCGGCUUAUCUGAUAAUCACCUUCUCUACCGAGUGACAAGGCCUAAAGGAGGACUAAAUGAGUGGCUGCACUGGCUCCCAGUUGGUUUUCACAAGAAGUUGGACUUUAUCCUCAGGCAUAUUUACCUCUACUCCAGAUUGAUGCUUGGAUCCAAACAAAGUAAAUACAUCUCAUCUGUACCCUCAGAGAAUGGUGGUAAUGUAGGUUUGGCCUCUAUUCUAGAGGCUGAUGUGAAGGGCAUUGUAAAUUUGGCCCGUCAGACCUAUGAAAAGGAUGGCCCGUUGAUCGUGAUUGCAUGUGGAAGAGAUACUAUUUCUAUUGCUAGCUCGAUAAGACGUUUGGCUUCUGAAAACGUCUUCGUUGUUCAGAUACAACAUCCUAGAUCACAUUUAAAUAGGUUUGACAUGGUGAUCACGCCUCGUCACGACUACUAUCCUCUAACACUCGAAGCGCAGGAGCAGGUCCCUAGAUUUAUGCGUAGUUGGAUAACUCCACGUGAACCUCCUCAGGAUCAUGUAGUCUUGACUACUGGAGCUCUACACCAGAUCGAUUAUGCCUCACUCCGUAAAGCAGCUAGUGCCUGGCAUGAUGAAUUUGCUGCUCUUCCGAAGCCUUUAGUUGUGGUUAACAUCGGCUGGCCUAGAAGUAACUGUCGGUAUGGAGCAGACCUCGCAAAACAGCUAACAGACUCCCUUCUUAAUGUCCUUGCUACCUGUGGAAGUGUCAGAAUUACUCUUUCCUACAAAACCCCUGCAAAGGUUUCAAGAGUAAUCUUCAAAGAACUUGGAGAUAACCCCAAAGUUUACAUAUGGAAUGGCCAAGAACCAAAUCCUUACAUGGGGCAUCUAGCUUGGGGUGAUGCUUUUGUGGUGACAGCAGAUUCAGUCAGUCUGAUAAGCGAAGCUUGUAGCACCGGGAAACCAGUGUACGUUGUUGGAGCCGAUCACUGUAAAUGGAAGAUUGCAGAAUUCCAAAAGUCUUUGAGGGAGCGAGGAGUUGUCCGCUCAUUUACAGGUUUCGAAGAUAUGUCGGAAAGUUGGAGUUAUCCGCCAUUGAAUGACACAGCAGAGGCAGCUACGAGAAUACGGCGUGAAUUGGCUGCACGUGGAUGGAGUUUACGGUCUUGAAUUAUAUACUCUUCUUUGCUGUACCACUUAUUUGCGGAAUCACAUUUUGUCCAAAGCUGGAGAAACAGAAGCCUAAGAGAAUCGGAUGUUGUGCAGAAAGAAAGAAUAGUUGAAGAUAUCAUUUAAAAAGGGUCAUUUUACUCUAGCUUGCCCUAAAAUUUUGCUGAUAAUGUUUUACCAAUAGGCCAAAUACUAAAAAAAAUCUCUGUUACUUAAUCGGAGAGGCCUUUGUGAGAUAAAAGAAAGCGGAAAGGUUUUUUUUAAUCUUUUUAACGUUUGUAUUGUUUUGUCGACGAGAUUUGACCGUUUGAGUGUGUAUAAAAAAUCAAUGUUUCACGCACGUGACCUCCUUUUGAUAAAAUUUCCCCAAAUUGGU
Messenger RNA from Arabidopsis thaliana (thale cress), 2204 nucleotides. RefSeq names its product fission ELM1-like protein (DUF1022) (gene ELM1). The coding region runs from base 545 to 1828 and encodes 427 amino acids. Lineage: Eukaryota; Viridiplantae; Streptophyta; Magnoliopsida; Brassicales; Brassicaceae. Gene Ontology annotation, cellular component: mitochondrial outer membrane. The transcript has 10 exons. The record is from RefSeq and is marked reviewed.